This is a messenger RNA of Vigna radiata var. radiata (mung bean), 1225 nucleotides long. RefSeq names its product vesicle-associated membrane protein 722-like. The record is from RefSeq and is a predicted model, not a curated record. The transcript has 5 exons. NCBI's taxonomy places the organism in Eukaryota, Viridiplantae, Streptophyta, Magnoliopsida, Fabales, Fabaceae. Bases 298 to 963 code for a protein of 221 amino acids. Gene Ontology annotation, cellular component: membrane. Gene Ontology annotation, biological process: vesicle-mediated transport.
UCUGAUAUGCAUUGUAAUAAGAGGUUCAUUGAAAGUUGAAACCUCCCUAUGACGACUCUCUCCCUCUCUUUCUCACCGCUUUCGUAAACCCCUUUCCCUGUUCUCCUUUGCCUCUUCCUCUCUCUCUCUCUCUCUCUCAACAAAUCCAAACAAAGCGUGUGUGAAAGAAGAAUUUCGAUUUGGAUGUUGGAUUGAGCAAAAGCGUGACACCGUCUCCACCGCGGAACUGUUCCCAGAUCUCUCUUGCAACAACCGAACUCCAAAACCCUACCAAACACUCCAUUCAGAUUCUCAUCGAUGGGGCAGAAGUCUCUGAUCUACGCGUUCGUGUCUCGUGGAACGGUAAUUCUCGCGGAGUACACUGAAUUCAGCGGAAACUUCAACUCCAUCGCCUUCCAGUGCCUUCAGAAGCUUCCUGCCACUAACAACAAGUUCACCUACAAUUGCGACGCUCACACCUUCAAUUACCUCGUCGACAAUGGCUACACAUAUUGCAUUGUUGCUGAUGAAUCAAUUGGAAGGCAAGUGCCCAUGGCUUUUUUAGAGCGUGUCAAGGAUGAUUUUGUGUCAAAAUAUGGUGGAGGAAGGGCCGCCACAGCUCCUGCGAACAGCCUUAAUAAGGAAUUUGGGCCAAAGUUGAAGGAACAUAUGCAGUACUGUGUCGAUCAUCCCGAAGAGGUCAACAAGCUUGCGAAGGUGAAAGCUCAGGUUUCUGAAGUUAAAGGUGUCAUGAUGGAGAAUAUUGAAAAGGUUCUGGACAGGGGUGAAAAAAUAGAGCUUCUGGUGGAUAAGACAGAGAACCUUCAUAACCAGGCACAAGAUUUCAGGACUUCUGGAACCAGAAUCCGUCGAAAAAUGUGGCUACAGAACAUGAAGAUAAAGCUGAUUGUCCUGGGAAUUUUGAUAGCACUGAUCCUUGUAAUAGUCCUAUCUGUGUGUCGUGGGUUCAACUGUGGGAAAUAGGCACCAUUCUCCGAUGCCUCUAUCAUGUUAUUUCAAGCUUGAGAUUAUAUGAGGAAAGAUCCUAAUGAUGUAUCGCAUGAGUUUGUAUGUAAUAUAGUUAUAGAUAUAGAUAAAGGUCUUAUGUUGGUCACUUUGUUUUACUUAUAAAUGCUUUGUUCUACUUAUAAAUUGGGUUGUCGAUUUUGAAGUUCAGUUUCCAUUUUAUUGUCAUCAAACAUGUAAAUGUGUUAUUUGAUCUUAUUCUUUCUAAUGAUUCCAUUUA